Messenger RNA from Lolium rigidum, 1470 nucleotides. Its product is annotated as splicing factor 3B subunit 4. The record is from RefSeq and is a predicted model, not a curated record. NCBI's taxonomy places the organism in Eukaryota, Viridiplantae, Streptophyta, Magnoliopsida, Poales, Poaceae. Gene Ontology annotation, biological process: positive regulation of mRNA splicing, via spliceosome. Gene Ontology annotation, cellular component: U12-type spliceosomal complex; nucleolus. Bases 5 to 1108 code for a protein of 367 amino acids. Gene Ontology annotation, molecular function: RNA binding. The transcript has 9 exons.
AGGCAUGACGACGCGCAUCGCGCCGGGCGUGGGCGCGAAUCUCCUCGGCCAGCACUCGGCGGAGCGCAACCAGGACGCCACCACCUACGUCGGGAACCUCGACGCGCAGGUUUCCGAGGAAUUACUGUGGGAGUUGUUUGUACAAGCAGGCCCUGUUGUUAAUGUCUAUGUCCCGAAAGACAGAGUUACAAAUCUACACCAAGGCUAUGGGUUUGUAGAAUUCAGGAGCGAGGAAGAUGCAGAUUAUGCUAUUAAGAUUUUGAACAUGCUCAAACUAUAUGGAAAGCCAAUAAGAGUAAACAAGGCUUCCCAAGACAAGAAGAGCUUGGAUGUGGGAGCAAAUCUUUUUAUUGGCAAUCUUGAUCCGGAAGUCGACGAGAAGCUCCUCUACGAUACCUUCAGUGCAUUUGGAGUGAUCGUGACCAAUCCUAAGAUAAUGCGGGACCCUGAAACUGGAAAUUCUCGAGGUUUUGGCUUUGUGAGCUAUGACUCCUUUGAAUCAUCUGAUCAAGCAAUAGAGGCCAUGAACAACCAGCAUUUAUGUAAUCGGCCAAUCACUGUCUCUUAUGCUUACAAGAAAGACACAAAAGGAGAGCGUCAUGGCACACCAGCAGAGAGGCUGCUGGCAGCGAACAACCCAGGAUCUCAGAAGCAUAGGCCGCACACAAUGUUUGCAACUGCUCCACCGACCCAGGGGCUUCAAAACGGUGGUGUUGGUGCACCUGUGCCACGGCCUUUUGCCAAUGGAAAUAUGCCAGGACAGAUGCAACACGUUAGGCCGCCGCCACCACCUGUUGGUCAAUAUCAUCCCAUGCAGAUGCAUGGGCAGCCUGCUUGGCCUGGUCCUCCACAGAAUAUGCAAGUACCACCGCCAAUGCAACAGCAGCUUCAGUACAGGCUUCCAGGGAUGCCACCACCUCAAAACAUGAUGCCCCCACCACAAAACAUGAUGCCGCCGCCUCAUCACAUGGCCAGGCCGCCGCCUCCGCCACCUCCCAAUAUGCAAGCUCCACCUAUGUGGAGGCCACCUCCACCCCCACAGCAAAGUGGCGGAAUGCCUCCACCACCAAUGUCCAUGCCACCUCCGCCACCGCCACCUUCUGGUUAAAAAUGCGCAGGGUUCUUCCAUUGGUUCAAUCUGGCACACAGUAACUGUAGACCAAGGAUGUUAACAUCUUCCGUAUAUUGCCAUGUAACUUGCAAGUUGCAACACUAGGAGAAUCGAGAGAAAUAGCUGCAGUGUUACAACAACUUGCAUGUAUUCUGUUCAAAAUGCAUGAAUUUUGUGAUCACGCCGCAUCUACGGAAACCUUCUUGUGUGGGUACUCCUGUUGCGUGCUCUGCUUAGGACAAUUGUGGAUUAUAAUCCAUGUUAUUUCAUCAUUACAUUGUUACUGAUGGAAUUCUGUUGUUAAACGUGUUCCUCAUGGAGUCGUGGUAGGUAAUUGCAGUGCAACUUUUGGCUCUUUU